Ectocarpus siliculosus is the source of this 180-nucleotide messenger RNA. The record is from the annotation of a GenBank genome assembly. NCBI's taxonomy places the organism in Eukaryota, Phaeophyceae, Ectocarpales, Ectocarpaceae.
AUGGCCACCGGCGCCGCACGACGGAUGAUGUCGAGAAGAGCGGAUCUGGAGGGGAAGACGAUGCUGGAAGCCAAUCUCUUCCGGCGCUUCCUCAUCACGGACCGCUUCAGGAGCUUGAGGAGCUUGAGGGAGAAAGUCCAGGCCAUGAUGGACACUCUCUGCCCCUGCGGGCUGGAAUAG